Messenger RNA from Morus notabilis, 1066 nucleotides. Its product is annotated as thioredoxin-like protein CITRX2, chloroplastic. Gene Ontology annotation, molecular function: protein-disulfide reductase activity. Gene Ontology annotation, cellular component: thylakoid. Gene Ontology annotation, biological process: cell redox homeostasis; plastid organization. Lineage: Eukaryota; Viridiplantae; Streptophyta; Magnoliopsida; Rosales; Moraceae. The record is from RefSeq and is a predicted model, not a curated record. The transcript has 4 exons. Bases 133 to 711 code for a protein of 192 amino acids.
ACCCCACUUAUCGUCACUACACAACCCUCUCUCGACUGUCCCUCCCACUCUCACUUGACUCUGAACACCAAACCCCAAACGGAGGGAGGCAGCAGAAGAGCCGUAAACCCCUAACCAGAACACAAAGUCCAAAUGGCUCUCCUCCAACUCCAAACCCACACAGUUUCUCCAACAAUGACUCUCUUCUCGCCCCUUAUCCCUUCUUCUCUUACUUCUCCCCAAAAGACUUGCUUCUCUGUUAUUCCUCAAUCCUCCCUAAAAAAAACCCAUCAACUCUUUUCUACCAACAACAACAACAACAACAACUCAGCCGUUUCACUUUCACCACUCCGACGAAAGUCGCUUUGUGAACCCCCUCGCGGAAAAUAUGUCAAAGAUGAUUACCUCGUGAAGAAGUUGUCCGCUCAGGAGAUACAGGAACUUGUAAAGGGGAAAAGAACUGUUCCCCUUAUUAUUGAUUUUUAUGCUACUUGGUGUGGACCCUGUAUUCUAAUGGCUCAAGAACUUGAAAUGCUUGCUGUGGAGUAUGAAGACAAUGCAAUGAUUGUUAAAGUUGAUACCGAUGAUGCGUAUGAAUUUGCUCGUGACAUGCAGGUGCGGGGGUUGCCAACACUGUUCUUUGUCAGUCCUGACCCGAAUAAAGAUGCCAUUCGAACUGAAGGUCUCAUUCCGAUACAGAUGAUGCGGGAUAUCAUCAAUAACGAGAUGUAGAUUGAGUUUAGCAGCAAGAGAGUGGUGUGGCUUGUCAAUUUUUUGGGAGCCUCUGAUAUGCUGUUCAAUGAUCACAAGUCAUUAUCUCAGCCAAGAGAAAAAGGAAAAAGAGGGAUCACGAGCCUUUCAAUUUCUAAUUUGAGGUCUUUUCUGUCCUAUUUAUUUGCUGGAACAAGUGUUUUGAGGUUGAAAUCAUGAUAACUCCGUGGUAUCAAAUAGGAAGGAUGUUAGGCAUAUUCUUUAUUUGAUACAAGGAACACAAAUUGUACGCCAAUAUGAACAUAUCAUUUGGAGAUUGAAAUCAGCGGUCAAUUGUGCGUGAAACCUGAUUUUGUAGAAGAAUUCAUCUAUGGCU